GGCGCUGUGCGGACUCACACGGCACAUCACACAUUCUCAACAGUAAUCUUUCCUGACGCUGUCUGCUCUAACGGGACAACUUUAACCCUGUGGAUAUUUGUUUUUACGCACGGCUACUUUUCCGCCUCCAUCUCGACUUUGGAGACCGGAAACGUGCCGCUGCUGAAACCAUGACAAUAAGGAUGCAGGGAGGAGGCUGCUACCUAAAGUGCAGCCCUUGCUAGACUGCAUCUCACUCAAGACCCCACCUCCCUCACCCUUCACUGCUCUGGGACAUCCACACCCCGACCCCCCACAUGGCCAACCAUCUGGAGCUGAUCCAGGAACUUCAGCAGCUGGACAAGGUGCCCAGUCUGGAGAGGCUCAGGGCUGCUCAGAAGAGGAGGACUCAGCAGCUGAAGCGAUGGGCGGUGUACGAGAAGGAGAUGCAGAACAAGAAGAAGAAGGCUGACAGGAAGGGCCGCUGCAUCAAUAACAACCAGCAGGAGUCCAAGAGGCACGUGUCAUUUGCUGCUAAUGUGGCACUACUGGAAGCAUCAGCCCGGAAUGAUCCAGACGAAGUGCGGUACCUGCUGAGGAACAACGUGAGCCCCGAUCUGUGCAAUGAAGACGGCCUCACAGCUCUGCACCAGUGCUGUAUAGAUAACUAUGAGGAGAUGGUGAAGAUCCUUCUGGACCGAGGAGCCAGUGUGAACGCUCAGGACAAUGAGCUGUGGACUCCCCUGCACGCUGCUGCCACCUGUGGCCACGCCGGUCUCGUCAAGAUACUCAUCGCACACGGUGCCGACCUCCUGGCAGUUAACUCGGAUGGGAACAUGCCCUAUGACCUUUGUGAGGACGACCCUACAUUGGACAUCAUCGAGACAGCUAUGGCCAACAGAGGCAUCACGCAGGAGAUGAUCAACGAGACGCGAGCCUCGACGGAGCGGAGUAUGCUGGGAGAUAUUCAGGAGCUGAUGAGGCAGGGAGAGGAGGUCAACCAGCAGGACUCUCAAGGCGCCACUCUGCUCCACAUUGCUGCAGCGAAUGGCUACGUGCAGGCUGCAGAGUUACUUCUGGAGGGGGGAGCCCGCAUGGACCUCAGGGACUCCGACGGGUGGCAGCCCCUCCAUGCAGCGGCGUGCUGGGGUCAGAUGCAUGUGGCAGAGCUGUUGGUGUCACAUGGAGCCAGUCUCAAUGCCAAGACGUUCCUCGAGGAGACCCCCAUCGAUUUGUGUGAAGAUGAGGAGUUCAGAAAUAUCUUAUUGGACCUUAAACACAAACAUGACAUCAUCAUGAAGUCUCAACUCAAGCACAAGACCUCACUGUGCAGGAGGACCUCCAGUGCAGGCAGUCGUGGUAAAGUGGUGAGGAGGGCCAGUCUGUCUGAUAGACACAACCUGUGCCGUAAAGAGUAUGAGACAGAGGCCAUAGUGUGGAGAGGAGGAAGAGAGGAGCAGGACGAAAGAGAGAGAGACACAGACCAGGAGAACAGCCAAGUACUCAAUGUGAAGCCGGUGAUCGAGCUGCCGGACAAACCCAAACUGCCCGCCAUCCUCAAAGAGAGUCGACCGAAUGGGCUCAUCUCCACCACCACAUCCAUGCCCCCCCAGUCCCCCUCCAACGGCAAUGCCCCCCCUUCAGACAAGACCUCCCUCCUGUCCACGCCCACUCAGGAAGAGACCUGGCCGCGGGACCGCCCCCAAACUCUGUCAGAGCUGAAACGGCAAAGGGCAGCAGCCAAACUGUUAAACCACCCUUUGUUCAACGGUCACCUAGGCAACGGCUCCACAGACUCUUUCUCAGACAUCAAAAACAAUUCAGACGACCCCCGCAUGCCGCUGGUCUCAUCCAAUGGCAGCGCAGUUUACUACACUCCUGCCAGUGGGGAUCCGCCCCUUCUGAAACUUAAGCAGCCGCUAGAAGAAGAGGCACCCAAGCCUCGGACCUGCUGCUGUGUGUCGUAGCACCCUGGUCAUGUGAUCGCUGAUGUCACUAAAAGUAUUUGGAGUUAGGAAAAGACAGUAUUUCCCCCUCACACCUCCUCCACUGCACAGGAGUACUCUGCUCGCUACUGAAAAUGCAAACUCGCCAUAUGAACAAGUGAUAAAUGUUAAAAAGACAAAAUAAAUAAAACACUUUCUGGAGAAAUACAGAGAGACAGAGGAGUGCUUAUGUGUAAUUUACAUGAAAGGUCACGCUAAUCUGAUGGAAAGAGAAUCUGCCUGUAGCUACUCAGUAAGAUUUAGGAGAUUCAAGUCAAGAAUUGAAGUCUAUGAAGUAACUCCAGGUACUGCAUGUUCUGGCGCAAAUGGGAGCACUUUUGUGUCUCCGCAGAGGCUAUUAUAUGAGACAGGACAUUCAGGUGAGCACAACUGUCACAUGCCUUUUAGACCGAACUCAUCUUCGUCAUGGUCACGCUGACUGGUCAAACUGAAAAGCCUUUUAUAAUUUAUGUUACAUGUAGAGACCAGCAAAAUCUAUUGGAAGGCAUUACAUGACAUAACAAAGGGUCAACGUUUAUGCUGAACAAUGACAAACUUAUUCCAUUUUGCAAUUAGUCUGUUUUCAGAAAUAUUUCAAAUUUUUCAAGUUAUCUUUUUAUUGAGUAAAAUAAGACUAUUUAAACCGGACUACUAAAGAAUCUGUUGAUUUCCACAGCAAAACAUUCGCUUUUCAUUCAGAAAAAGCUCAUUGCAGUUUUGUGUACUAUAAAAGUAAAUAUCUGUACAUACAUUCAUAAUUAAAGGUGCACUCUGUAUGUGUUUGGAAUGUCCCAGUGUGGCAUUAAAUCUAUCCAUCUUGAAUUUACUCAGUAACAUGCGGUUUUAUGACCCAAAAACAUGCAUUCUUACUGUUCGUGGGCUCACCUCUCCACCAGUCUUACAUGCAACUUGGCCCUGUGGUGUCACCUGCUGUCUCUGUAGAGAUAAAAAAAAAAAAAAAGUAAUACCAUACAGUAGAAUAUUCCAGGCAAUAUCUCCAUGGAGAGAAGCUGGUGACUGACUCUCCACCAGAGAAGUUACACAGUGCUCCUUUAAUGGUGAAAAUCAAAAUUUGACCAGAAUACAUGUGUUAUUGGGAAAAAAACAUAAAUGUUGACCUUUUUAAACCCUCUAAAUGAUGGUAUGUAAAAUGUAAAGGGAAGCCACGCCAUUCUCCAGUGUUAUAAACUGCAUUUCAGUAUUUAGACUGCUCCUCGCCGCCGUCCUCUGAUCAAUCCUUAACUGACCACUCCUCUGCGAUGGAUGAUUAAAACAAAACAUUGUUGACGGUUAGCUGUACAUUUUAAUUUAUAUACUGUAUUGUAAUGUGUAAAAAGCAUAUUGGUAAAGCUGAGUGUAUUUAUUAUUUGAAUGGCAUGUAUCGAGUGAAUGGUUUCGAGUGGAGCUGGUGACUUGACCAGCAAAGCACCUUCUGACAUGAAAAAUCAACUGAUGGAGCUUAAGUGAAGGGUCUUACUGUUCUUAAUGUGUACAUGCUAUUGAAAACACACUAAUCUAUCCUCACUCAGGUGGAUUUAUGUGUGCCACUACAAAUAACAGUGUUAUUUGUGUAGAUGUCAUAUUUUUAGUGGCCAUCGUGUGGCUUUGGUUCACUGUAUGUCAUGGUGAUACAUAAGUUAAAUAAGUAUUGCAUCACUGUAAGUUACACAGAUGUGACCCCCAUGUGCCCUUUAGUUUCCUGUUUAUAUGUAGCAAAUCCUUUUACCCUGUUAGCUGUAUGUUUCACACAAUGUGUUAUCAACUCAACAGCCCAAAAUGAACAAACAUUAAGUGGACUCCUGUAUAUUUUCUUGUUAAGUGCCAAAGAGUCUUCCUUUAAAAACAAUGAAUAUUAUAAAUCUGAUUUUGGCCGCCAUUUUGGUGUACAGUACAUUGUCAUAUAUUUGUAUAAAGUGGAGUUUUAAAUGUAGCCCUCUUGAUCUAUGUAUCUGUUGCAUUGUGAACAGAACCCACAGGUCCACAACAGUUUUGCUUCUACACAAUAUUUGUGAGUAAAUUCUUACUAUGUCCUUGUUUUCAAAUAGAUUGUCAUUAUAAUAUUUUUUCCUAAUGGGGUUUUAAAACAGGAAAGCCAUGAAUCAAUUGGAUUUGUGAUUGGCCUUAUAAGAUGUGGUGCCAUUGUUUGUAUUUGACUAGUUAAAGGUGCAUUGUAAAAAGAGGUAUGUUUGUCGAACUGAAUGCACGCAAGUUGUAGUUUUUCAGUUUGUUGUUGUUCUAUGUUAUAAUGUUGUUUCCUCAUCAAAAACAUUGCCGGACUUGUUUUGUUUCAUUCACACAUGAGUUCUUCUCUCAAAUAGAAAAGACUGUGUUCCACCUUGUGAUGUCAUAUGUUAAUACAGGAAAUGCUCUACUGUGUUAUUCACUUUUCUUAAAAUAAUUUGGAUGAUUUCAGACCUGGAAUUGCCUUUUUGUACUGAACUAAUGGUAAAAGGUAGCUGUAAACUACCACUACAUGACUUCACAAGGUGGAACAGAGGAUUUUGAGCUUUUGAGAUGUAGCCAGACUAAUAAUAACACUUUACUCAAACAUGUGUGAGGCACAACUCUGGGUAUGUUUUUGGUGUGGUAACAACAUUAUAACAUGGUUGUGAAGACUGUGAAUUAAAUUAAAUGGAUGAGGAUGAUAUGGCAAAAAUAAAAUAAUUACAAUGUAGAGCCAAAGUCAAUAUUUCAAUUGUGCAUUCAGAAACAAAGUUCCACAUUGUACCUUUAACUGCACUAGUCAGGCACUCAAACUGGUGUUAAAAUGAUGGGGUCAGUAUAAGAAAGGGACAACCACUGUUGAAGCAGUAACCUGGGUCAUGUUGUACAGAGAGGCAUGUGACUCAGAGCCUUACUGUCUAUGAAGAGAAGAUUAUGAACAGAAGACAAACUACUGACAUUUUGUAAUUACUGGAAUAUAUUCACGUUGCAGUAACAUAUUUUGAAUAAAUUGUAUAUUUUGAGAAUUUAA
This is a messenger RNA of Boleophthalmus pectinirostris (great blue-spotted mudskipper), 4938 nucleotides long. It is a transcript of the gene ppp1r16b, whose product is annotated as protein phosphatase 1, regulatory subunit 16B. The transcript has 11 exons. The record is from RefSeq and is a predicted model, not a curated record. Gene Ontology annotation, molecular function: protein binding; enzyme inhibitor activity; protein phosphatase regulator activity. Gene Ontology annotation, cellular component: cytoplasm. The coding region runs from base 297 to 1946 and encodes 549 amino acids. Lineage: Eukaryota; Metazoa; Chordata; Actinopteri; Gobiiformes; Gobiidae. Gene Ontology annotation, biological process: establishment of endothelial barrier; regulation of sprouting angiogenesis.